AUGUACGGUCCAAUGCCGGUACUUAUGACAACUACUAGAUCAGACCACUUCGGACAAGGCUAUCUUGACGAGACCCUCCUCGAUCGGAUCCCUGGUUCGCAUGCAAGUCGCAUGUCUCUUCUUGGGGAAGUAAACUGGAUCUUCACAGCUGUGACUGACACAAUUGCCUGGUGUAGCCUCCCUGUUGAUCUCUUUCAACGUCUUUUUAGACAGGAUUUGCUAGUCGCCUCAUUGAUGCGCAACUUUAUGCUGGCUGAACGCGUGAUGAAAGCCUACGGGUGUCAGCCUCAGUCAGCGCCAGUUCUGCCUUGCACACACCGUCACUAUAUGUGGUAA
Molecule: messenger RNA, 336 nt
Organism: Protopolystoma xenopodis
Lineage: Eukaryota; Metazoa; Platyhelminthes; Monogenea; Polystomatidea; Polystomatidae
Source: the annotation of a GenBank genome assembly